This is a messenger RNA of Arabidopsis lyrata subsp. lyrata, 1570 nucleotides long. RefSeq lists its product as uncharacterized. NCBI's taxonomy places the organism in Eukaryota, Viridiplantae, Streptophyta, Magnoliopsida, Brassicales, Brassicaceae. The record is from RefSeq and is a predicted model, not a curated record. The coding region runs from base 298 to 1107 and encodes 269 amino acids. The transcript has 4 exons.
AAAAAAAAAAAAAGGUUCUGAAUCAACUAGUGGAAUGAAAUUUAGAAAUCCUCUUUGGAUUGCUCGAACAAUUCAGAAGUCUGGUCUCAUCAUCUGAACUAACAUAAUUUCAAUGUUUCAUCAGGCUUUUGACAUGGAUCAAAGAAGCAACCAACCAUUAACAAAAAAACUCAUGUCGAGAAACCUUCAUAUUAUCCUACGUGUCAUGACUAUCAUCGAGAAUAACUUUUAGAUCCCCUUUUGUCUCCUAACUCUUAAUUUCUUCGAAAGAGUUUAUCAUUGUUCUCGUAGUCACCGAUGGAGAUAUUUAGAAAGGCAGCGAUUGUACGUCUCCGUAGCCACAACGACAAAUACCUAGGCGCCGAUGAAGAUCAAGAAUCCGUUCACCAAGAUCGUCGCGGUACAACUAAAAACACCAGAUGGACGGUUGAGAUCGUACCUGGAUCCAAUGUGAUCCGUCUCCAAAGUUGUUACGGCAAAUACCUUACCGCCACUAAUAUUCAUUUCCUCCUUGGAGCCACCGGUAAAAAGGUACUUCAAACUCUACCGGGAAAGUUGGAUUCAUCUGCGGAAUGGGAGCCGAUAUCAGACGAUGGUAUACACGUACGGUUCAAGAGUCGGUACGGACAAUAUCUAAGGGCGAACAAGGGAGUACCACCGUGGAGAAACUCUAUCACACACGAUAUUCCUAGUCGUACGGUCACACAAGAUUGGAUCAUGUGGAGUGUUGAUGUUCUCCAGAUUCGAGUUACCAAAGAUGAUGCAGGAUCUACCCAUAGUUCUUCCACUUUUUCACGGAUUGAGUCAGAUGAUUCAUUUACUGUGAGUUUGCCACUGAAAUCCGAAGGAAGACUAAUAAAUUACGAGAUCGGAGAUGAUUGUGGGAACAUAAAUAAGGAAAUGGGAGAAAAAUCAUUGAUAUUCCAUGGAAGCGAGUUGAUAGAACUAAAGAAGAGACUUGAGGAAGAAACAGAGAUGGAAGAAGUUAUGAUCUGCUGUAGAAAUCCUCUGAAUGAAAAGCUUUGUCCUCUUCAAUUGCAUCUUCCUCCAAACAACGCAACUAUGCAUAUCAUCGUCUUCCCUUCUUCUUUCGAGAUUGACAAUUGACAGUACAAUUGUAUAUCAAUUACAAGUUUACAACCAACUUGGGAAGAAAAAAAAAGAUUAUUUUGUUAUUUCUUUACGAAGAAAGAUAUCAUUGUGAAGCUAAUGUCUUCUUCAUAUUCCAAUAUUGUAUGAUAGCAGUUGAUAAGUACCUGUAUAGUUGAUUGAUAUGUAUUCGUUUAACCUUUUCUUUUAAACAUCUUUUUUUUUUAAAGAAAAUUUAUACCAUUUCUUGAUUUAUGCAUGUCAUCUUUGCGCAAGGGCCAUGCUAAUCUUCUUUGUAUUGUUCCAAUUUUAUCACAUGUCCCCGAAGAAGAAAAGAAAAUAUGUUACCUAAAAUCAAAUUCAAAUCCAAAUCGCACCUAACGAACUAGUUGGUAGUAGAAUCUUAUAAUCUUGUUUAAAACUACAAAAAUAAAGUCAGACAACCUGAAAAUGACACCUAAUAUGUUUUUGGUUGGAACCU